UCCGACUUUCAUCUCCAAAUCAAACACAAACGCUGCUUUUCCUCUCGAGCUUCUCCCUUCCCUUCUACUGUUGCUAUCAUAUUCACAACAAAUCAGUGAAGAAAGCCCUUCUUGUGGUACCGUUUGAGAAGAUUACUGACGGAAAAAAGAAACAGUGAUUUAGACUAUAAGUGGGGGGGGGGGGUAAAACCCAGGUUCGACGCGUUGUAGACAUCACGGCUAUACCCGGAGUUUCUCGGCCUCUACUUCAUGUCCGGGCUGUACGACGCAAGGGUUGUGUAAUUGAGAGCAACCCUUCGCCGCACGGCGGGCGUGGUGCUUUGCCUUCCGAAGGCGGGAGCCCUUCUGACCUCCUCUUCCUCGCUGGUGGUGGUUUUUCUUCCUCUUCGUCGUACUUAUUAAUGAUAUAUUAGUUUUAGGUCUACUUUACAUUUCCAAGCUAGCCCAGUUAUUAAGAGCGAUUGGAUCUCGCUUAGGCAGAAGUUUAUUGUUGUUAGUGUUGGGUGUCUCUGGUUAUUGAUUAAUUUUUCUGAGAGAGUGAGAUAGAGAGAAAAAAAAGGAGAGAUUUAGCAAGAUGUUGAGGAUCAAGAGGGUACCGACCAUUGUUUCGAAUUACCAGAAAGAGGAGGGGGAAGAGGUUGCUCGCCUCGGAGGGGGCUGCGGCCGCAAUUGCCUCAACAAGUGUUGCAUUCAAGGUGCAAAGCUCCCUUUAUAUGCUUUUAAGAGGGAGAACAAGAUUGUCGGUGACAGGUGUUUAGCCGGAGAUGAGAGCAGAGAGCCUCCCGUGGACUUUCUGGAAUCGCUGCUCCUUGGGGAGUGGGAGGAUCGCAUGCAGAGAGGGUUCUUUCGCUAUGAUGUCACUGCCUGUGAAACCAAGGUGAUUCCGGGUGACUAUGGUUUUAUCGCCCAGCUGAACGAGGGCCGCCAUCUUAAGAAGAGGCCAACUGAGUUCCGUGUUGAUAAGGUCCUCCAGACUUUUGAUGGGAACAAAUUCAACUUCACUAAAGUUGGGCAAGAAGAGGUCCUUUUCCAGUUUGAAGCCAGUGAAGAUGGUGAAGUCCGGUUCUUCCCAAGUGCGCCUGUUGAUGUUGAGAAUUCUCCAAGUGUUGUUGCCAUCAACGUGAGUCCAAUUGAGUAUGGACAUGUGCUUCUGAUCCCUCGUGUUCUCGAGUGCUUGCCGCAAAGGAUUGACCGUGACAGCUUCUGCCUUGCCCUUUACAUGGCGGUAGAAGCUGGGAAUCCAUACUUUAGGUUGGGUUACAACAGCUUGGGUGCAUUUGCCACCAUCAACCACCUUCACUUCCAGGCUUACUACUUGGCUGUGCCCUUUCCUAUUGAGAAGGCUCCCACCAAGAAGAUAGCCACUUUGGAUGGUGGGGUGAUGAUCUCCAAGCUGUUAAAUUAUCCUGUGAGAGGUCUGGUCUUUGAAGGUGGAAAUACCGUGGAGGAGUUGUCAAACACCAUUUCAGAUGCCUGCAUAUGCCUUCAAGAUAACAACAUACCUUACAAUGUCCUUAUUGCUGAUUGUGGGAGGCGAAUCUUCCUCUUCCCACAGUGUUAUGCUGAGAAACAAGCUCUUGGGGAAGUAAAUGCAGAGCUUCUGGACACCCAAGUAAACCCGGCUGUGUGGGAGAUUAGUGGGCACAUGGUUUUGAAGAGGAAGAAGGACUAUGAAGAGGCAUCUGAGGAAAAUGCUUGGAGGCUCCUUGCUGAGGUCUCCCUCUCUGAAGCUAGGUUCGAAGAAGUGAAUGCUCUUAUUUUUGAAACCAUUGCUUGCAUUGACAAUGGGAAAGGAGAUGCUACUCACAGCUCACUUGAGGAGGGGGAUGUCAAAACUGAGGAAGUGGAUGCCAUCACUAGUGGCUCCCAGCCCGCUACGGUGUCUGGGACACAAGAAUGCAUCGUUCUCCAGUGAGAAUUUUGCCCUGACCACCUGAUCAGCGGCGCUUUGGUCCAGUCAGUUAUUUCAGUUUGCUGUGUGUUUUAUGCAUCCGUUGUUAAUGGAUGCUAGCAGUUGUUGAAAUAAGUAAACAGGGUUUACAUGUGGCACCGCUUGUGUGUAUGCUAUCCGCUCCUCAUUGGCUCUGUAAUAUUGUAAGAUGUUGUCUCGUGUGUUAUGUAUAAAUGCUACUUAAUUGUUUGCUGAACUCAGCUCGUGAAUGUUGAAUUCGUAAGAAUUUGGUCCUA
Carya illinoinensis is the source of this 2187-nucleotide messenger RNA. RefSeq names its product GDP-L-galactose phosphorylase 1. The transcript has 7 exons. Gene Ontology annotation, cellular component: cytoplasm. The record is from RefSeq and is a predicted model, not a curated record. Gene Ontology annotation, molecular function: GDP-D-glucose phosphorylase activity. The coding region runs from base 575 to 1915 and encodes 446 amino acids. Gene Ontology annotation, biological process: glucose metabolic process. NCBI's taxonomy places the organism in Eukaryota, Viridiplantae, Streptophyta, Magnoliopsida, Fagales, Juglandaceae.